UUUAGAUUAAUUUUGCGGCCACCAUGCUUUAAGGCCAAGCACCAAGAAUGAGGUAAGCUUGCCUGCUUUAAAAAACAUUUCUGCUUCGGCUGGGAAACUUCACAAGCACACUUCAUGUAGAUCUGCAAUUAAUUUGCCUUGAGAGUAAACUCCCACUUUAAGCAAGCCUGUAUAUUUAUCUUGGAGAUAAGGUUUGAAAUCUUGAACAACUGGCGUCUAGCAAUCAUUUUACACUUCAUUAUCCCAUUUAUAAUUUUUAAUUAUAGCCAGAGAUGCUGCUACCAAUGCAUUCAAAUGCACCAAAAAAUAUGGCGACAUCUAAGACAUUUUCAAGUCAAAACAUAAACAAUCAACAUUGACAUUAAAAUAUCACUGUCAUCCCCAGCUGGGUUGGAAAUUUAUGUAAAGUCUCAUCCUGAAUAGAAUCCUAUUGUUUUAUGUAACAAGUUUUCCGCAGACAGGGCCAAUCAUCAUUAAUGAGCCUCUAGUAUUCUUUCCUUGAUUUGAGAUCUGGCAUUCGCCACGAAUCUCAUGGAAUCAAGCCAAGUUGGAAAAACUGCAUUCUGCAUAACAAUAGGCUAACUAAUUGACUAUAAAGGGAUACUGUGCCAACCUAGACUUCAACAAUAGUAAUCAUCCUCCGAGGUCUUCCUGUGAGAACAGGUGUAAAUUAGAGUAUUUAUAGGCAUCUUUGACCAAGCAUUUUAGUUCUGAACUCUAUAUAAUAAGGUCCUUGUAUUGAAGCUGUGAAGAAUUUGGAGCAAGUCGCUGAGCCUCAGAAGCAAUAAUGGCAGCUGCAGCCGUACCUGACUGGCUAAACAAGGGUGAUAAUGCAUGGCAGAUGGUAUCUGCAGCUCUGGUUGGCAUGCAAGGGAUGCCCGGGCUUGUGAUACUUUAUGCAGGUCUUGUUAAGAGGAAAUGGGUUAUCAACUCAUCCUUCAUGGCACUCUAUGCCUUUGCGGCUGUUAUGCCUUGCUGGAUCCUCUGGGCCUACAAAAUGUCAUUUGGUCAUCAACUUCUGCCAUUCUGGGGCAAAGCUGGCCUUGCUGCUUCACAGGACUUCCUGAUCCUGCAAGCUUUCCUCCCAGCAACAAAAUACAAAAACAUAACUGCAGCGAUACAACCACUCUACCCCAUGGCUGUUAUGGUCUUUUUCCAGUAUGCCUUUGCAGCAGUAACUGUUGUGCUCCUUGCUGGUUCCGUUCUGGGGCGGAUGAGCAUAAAAGCUUGGGCACUGUUUGUACCAUUGUGGAUCACUUUCUCUUACAGUGUUGUGGCAUUCAGCAUAUGGGGUGGAGGUUUCCUUUUCCAAUGGGGAAUCAUGGAUUAUUCAGGUGGUUAUGUUGUCCAUUUAGCAUCUGGAGCAGCAGGAUUCACAGCAGCUUACUGGGUGGGACCAAGAUUAAAGGAAGACAAGGAAGACUUUCAACCCAAUAAUCUCCCGCUGGCUUUGGCUGGAGCUGGUAUUCUUUGGAUGGGCUGGACUGGUUUCAAUGGAGGAGAUCCUUUCUCUGCCAACAUAGAUUCCUCAGUUGGAGUUCUUAACACUCACAUCUGUGCUGCCACCAGUCUCCUUGUGUGGAUUUGCUUGGAUGCAGUCUUCAAGAAACCCUCAAUAUUCGGAGCCAUUCAGGGAAUGAUUACUGGGUUGGUUUGCAUCACUCCUGCUGCAGGUCUUGUUCAGGGAUGGGCUGCACUGGUAAUGGGCAUAGCUUCAGGAAGCAUUCCUUGGUAUACCGUGACUUGUUUGAAGGAGAAGCUGCAAGUGCUGAAACAGGUUGAUGACACCCUUGAUGUAUUACAUACCCACGGUGUUGCUGGAACCUUGGGUGGAGCUCUUACCGGACUCUUUGCUCAUCCAAGUCUCAGCAGCAUGUUCCUGGCAGUGCCCAACUCAAAGGGUGCCUUCUAUGGAAGUGGAAUGCAAUUUCUGAAGCAGUUGGUGGGAGCAUGCUUUGUAAUAGGUUGGAACGUAGUUGUUACAUCCAUCAUUCUCCAGAUAAUCAAAGUAAUAACACCCCUAAGAAUGACUGACAGAGAGCUCCAGAUAGGGGACGCUGCAGUCCAUGGAGAAGUAGCCUAUGCUCCAGCUGGGCAAGGACAGAUGGAAAUACCUACACAUAAUAAUGGGAGUAAGGGUGCUGUAGAGAUGUCUGGUCCCCUAGCAUAAUCUUAACGAGAAAACACAUACAAGUAUCCUUCAACAAUCAAGCAAGAUAGUGGCACAUUUAAGAAUGAGUGAUACAAUAUACAUUUAUAAUGAGUAUCAAUUUAAGUAUUAAUGACGACAUUUCACCAUGUACUAAGUGAUGUAAUAUAUUCUUAUUAUGAGUGUACAUUGUUUUAUUGUUUAAGAAUUAAAUGCCACAAUGGAACAUGACACCACAAUGUAACAUAAGAUCAUGUAAUAUUAUUAUAAAUUAAAAUCAAAGAAUACAAAUUAUCAUUGUCUUCA
Molecule: messenger RNA, 2455 nt
Organism: Mangifera indica (mango)
Lineage: Eukaryota; Viridiplantae; Streptophyta; Magnoliopsida; Sapindales; Anacardiaceae
Product: ammonium transporter 3 member 1-like
Exons: 3
Coding region: 788-2170 (460 amino acids)
Biological process (GO): ammonium transmembrane transport
Cellular component (GO): plasma membrane
Molecular function (GO): ammonium channel activity
Source: RefSeq, a predicted model, not a curated record